Molecule: messenger RNA, 2365 nt
Organism: Nicotiana attenuata
Lineage: Eukaryota; Viridiplantae; Streptophyta; Magnoliopsida; Solanales; Solanaceae
Product: subtilisin-like protease SBT1.7
Exons: 1
Coding region: 46-2292 (748 amino acids)
Biological process (GO): proteolysis
Molecular function (GO): serine-type endopeptidase activity
Source: RefSeq, a predicted model, not a curated record
AACACUACUUUCCUAACUAUUACAUCAUUAGCCCAUUUUUCAGCCAUGAAAAUGUUGAAAAUCCUUUUGGUUAUUUUUUCUAUACUUGGUUUUUUUUCAUGGCCUAGUAUGCAAAGCGAUUCUGAGAUAUACAUAGUUCAAGUUGAAUCGCCAGAAAGCCGAAUUAGCAUUCAAUCAUCAAGAACAAAUUUGGAAAGUUGGUAUAAUUCUUUCUUGCCAAAAACCAUAGCAACUACUCGCUCACAUGAAAAUCAGCCGCGAUUGAUAUAUUCGUAUCACAAUGUGAUGAAAGGUUUUGCAGCAAGAUUAUCUGUAGAACAAGUGAAAGAAAUGGAGAAGAAACCUGGAUUUAUAUCUGCACGGCCGCAGAGGAUAUUGUUUUUACACACAACACAUAGUCCAAGUUUUCUUGGAUUGCAACAGAACAUGGGGUUGUGGAAGGAUUCUAAUUAUGGGAAAGGUGUGAUUGUUGGAGUUUUGGACACUGGGAUUUAUCCUGAUCAUCCUUCGUUUAGCGAUAAAGGAAUGCCUCCUCCGCCUGCUAAAUGGAAGGGCAAAUGUGAAUCAAAUUUCACUACAAAAUGUAACAACAAGCUCAUUGGCGCGAGGACUUUUGCACAAGCUAGUGAAUCGCCGCUUGAUGAUAAUGGACAUGGUACACAUACGGCUAGUACUAUUGCUGGACGUUUUGUGGAUGGUGCUAAUGUGAAUGGUAAUGCUAAUGGCACUGCAGUUGGGAUUGCCCCUUUUGCUCACCUUGCCAUUUAUAAGGUUUGCGAUUCUUUUGGUUGCUCUGAUAGUGACAUUCUAGCUGCAAUGGAUGCAGCUAUCGAUGAUGGAGUUGAUAUCCUGUCGCUUUCCCUUGGGGGAAGUAGUAAAGCAUUUUAUAAUGAUCCAAUUGCGCUUGGUGCGUAUAGUGCAACACAAAGAGGUAUUCUUGUAAGCUGUUCAGCUGCUAAUAAUGGUCCAUAUGAUAGCACAUUAUCAAAUGAAGCUCCCUGGAUUAUGACAGUAGGCGCGAGCACUAUUGACAGAAAACUUAAAGCCACUGUUAAGCUUGGAAACAGAAAAGAAUUCGAGGGCGAAUCAGCUUUUCAUCCAAAGGGUCACAGUUCAACAUUUUCCCCUUUGUUUGAUCCUGCAUUGAAUGCAACUGAUUUCGACAGCCCUUAUUGCGGAACAGGUACGUUGAAUGACCCUGAUAUUAAAGGCAAAAUAGUUUUGUGCAUGGCGGGUGGUGGUUAUAGCAGGACUGAAAAAGGACAAGCUGUAAAGGAUGCGGGUGGUGUUGGCAUGAUUAUCUUUAGUUCGCCUGAUGAUGGUUUCACCAAAUUCGCCGAUGAUCAUGUCCUUCCGGCUUUGUAUAUUACUUACAAAGAUGGAAUAGAAAUUCUUGACUAUAUGAACACAACAUCAAAACCUAUUGCAAGACUUGCAUUUCAAGGAACAAUAAUCGGAGAUAAAGAUGCACCAGUAGUUGCUGCAUUUUCUUCUCGCGGACCAAGCUUAGCUAGUCCUGGAAUCUUGAAACCUGAUAUUAUUGGCCCUGGUGUUAACAUUCUCGCGGCUUGGCCUCCCUCUCCUGAUAACAAACCAACCAUAAAACCUAACUUCUUUCUCGCGUCUGGUACCUCUAUGUCUUGUCCUCACCUCAGUGGAGUAGCAGCAUUGCUGAAAAGCGCGCAUCCCACUUGGUCCCCUGCAGUUAUUAAAUCAGCAAUCAUGACGACAGCUAAUACAGUAAACCUCGCCAACGAUCCCAUCUUAGAUGAAAGGCUACUUCCAGCUAACAUCUUCGCCGUUGGUGCAGGACAUGUCAAUCCAUCAAGAGCUAACGAUCCGGGGCUAGUUUACGAUACACAAUUUAAGGACUACUUACCUUACUUAUGUGGUUUGAAUUACACAAAUCGACAGGUGGGAAAUCUUCUACAACGUAAGGUGGAUUGUAAACAAGUGAAAAGUAUUCUUGAAGCGCAACUAAAUUAUCCUUCAUUCUCCAUUACACUCGGGGCAAUUUCUCAGACAUAUACGAGAACAGUAACUAACGUUGGGGACGCUAAAUCAUCUUACAAUGUGGAAAUAGGUUCACCACCGGGCGUUUCUGUGAUUGUUAAGCCCUCUACUCUAAAAUUCUCGAAGUUGAACCAGAAGUUGAGAUAUCAAGUAACCUUUUCAAUAAGAGCUAAUAGCUCAAACAGUGGUGUUGUUCAAGGAUUCUUGAAAUGGACUUGUAAUAAGCACUCUGUAAGAAGUCCAAUUGCAGUUGUGCUAGACACUACAAUUGGUUUCUAGUUUAAUUUCUAUUUUUAGUUAUUGGAACAAUGUAUAACAAGUCUAUAUAGCUUGUUUGGAUGGUUGUUACGCA